ACACAUUUUCUCCACAGCAGUGACUGUAGAUCUUCACCUCAGCAUUUGAUCCUGUCGCGUCCCACAGUGACGUCAGUGCGCUGCCUGCUGCUGAGCGCGAGGAAGAGAGAGUUCAGUUUGGAUAAAGAUGAACAGAGACGAAUAAAGAAGAGCUUUGCGGUUUUUUUUGUUUUUUUUUGGCUUUUUGACGAUCCUAGAUUAUAUAUAAGACCAGGUCAAUGACAUGAAAACAGGGAUGAAGAGACAGAGGUCGUAGUCUAGCUGCGGCUCUUGCACGCACACAGACCCGGCAGGUUUGGAGCGGUGGCACAGACACAGAAACAAACAUGAAGUCCAGGAGUCAGGACCAGAGUUUGUCUGACUCCAGAGAGCUGGACAGAUCUUACGACCCACUUACAGGUAAUCCACCGUCCAAGCCUCAUAAAAAGAGCAUAAAGCAGCGCUUCCUCAAACUGAUCCCCUGCUAUCGCUCAAGCUCCAACUCUUCAGCCAAUGAAAGCAAUUUAACAGAUGAUGACGAUCUGGCCACAGUGAGUCACAGACCAGAGAGGCUCGACCGCCUCGUACAGCAGACCAGCUUCAGCAGAAAAGAGCUACAGGUCCUCUAUCGGGGAUUCAAAAAUGAGUGUCCCAGUGGUGUGGUCAAUGAAGAGACUUUUAAAAGCAUCUACUCACAGUUCUUCCCUCAUGGAGAUUCAAGUAUGUACGCACAUUUCCUGUUCGAGGCUUUUGACACCCACAACAAUGGAUCAGUCAGCUUCGAGGACUUUGUUUUAAGUCUGUCUAUCAUACUGAGAGGCUCCAUCAAUGAUAAACUGAACUGGGCCUUCAAUCUGUACGAUCUGAACAAAGACGGCUGCAUCACCAGAGAGGAGAUGACUGAUAUCAUGAACUCCAUCUACGACAUGAUGGGGAAGUAUACCUACCCCAACAUGAGGGACAGUGCUCCCAAAGAUCAUGUUGACAACUUUUUCCAGAAAAUGGACAAGAACAAUGACGGAGUGGUCACCAUCGAGGAGUUCUUGGAGACAUGCCAAAAGGAUGAAAACAUCAUGCAAUCCAUGCACAUGUUUGAUAAUGUGAUCUAAGGCUUUGGUCGACGCACACAUGAGAUUUUCUCUCCUGUCUGAAGCUGAAGGGACGCUGUUGAACCUUAAGAUAUCUAACCAUAAAACUACUAUUUCUAUCCUUUUUAAUCAAGGUGUGUAGUCAGUCAGGGAAUAAUAAGGUAAAGUAGGUGUUUUAAAGCAUCACACCAUGAUUGAAUGAGCUGUGCAGGACUUUGUGACGCAGCACAUUUAAUGCUGAAGAGAAGCAGCUCUUUAACUUUGUUAUUAAUAGAUGAACAGAGGCUAAAAAAAGAGACAGUUAACCCUCUCUUCACUCAUCCAAAUGAUGACUAUAAAACCUAACCAUUCUUCUGUAGUGCAUGAAUGACUGAGCAGACACAUUGAAGAAAUUGAAUGAUGUUGUAGAGCUUCACACUUUCUAUACUCACAGUUUUACUACUAGAGGGACGGCUCUAUUAAAGGGGGAUGAAGUUUGAAAUCAAGCAAUAAUUUUAAGGUAACAGAAUCUAAACUCCUCUGUGUCCUCUCACAUUUAUUACAAUACAUAAUGUAUCAGCAUGAGGUGUCUGUUUUGACUGGUGAUUAAGAUGUGAAAUAAAAGUGUUCAUAUAUUUUGAUAUGGUCCAGGUAACAAUGAAGAUCAAUCUGAAUAUAACACAGUUUCUAUGCAUAAUUACAGGAUUUCUAUUAAUAAUUCAAAAAAUAUUACAACUUCUAAAAUUAUAUUGUGUCUGAUGUCACAGUCAGCCUUCUUUUUUAGCUUUAGUUGAAGAUCUAAUCUUAGCUUUUUUAGUGUGUAUCUUUUGCAAAGUCAUACAUACUCCUGAACAUCAGGCUGGACAUCGGAGCUGCAGCAGGACUGGAUAAAAACUUCCUAAUUUGGUUUAUUAGUUUUAAAAGCUCAUCUCUGCAUCUUACCUUCUCACAACAAUUGGCUGUUCAAACAUAUCAGCUUCAUGUCACCUGGCUGUUGUCGAGCCAUGUCAGUGAUAUGCAACAGUCUGAAAUCUGCCAUUCUCAAUGCAAUAGAAGACAUAUAAACUUAAAUAAACUAAACACUUACGGUAUGUAUGUAUUUCUAUAGUUUUAUAUGAGGGAUCGUACAGGCCAUAAUUCAUUCUGGCCCUCUCUCACACACAUUCUUCUAUCACAUACAUAUAUUCUUCAACAUAUAUCCAUGUUAGUUAAAAUCUUUGUAUGUGAAAAGAGAACAUGCAUAAAAAGAAUAGAAUAGAAAGUUUAUUUAUAAAGUAUAUAUAUUGAGAAUAUCUAUGUGAAGAGAAUAUGUGUGUAAGUGAAAGGGAGAAUAUUUGUGUGUGACGGCCAGAAUGAAUUAUGGCUUGUAUGGGCCCCUCAUAGAUUUAAUAUAAUACUGUUCUCUUUGACUCUUAACGUUCAAAAGAAACCGAUCCAGCUGCUGCUACCAUUAUGCUGAUGGUUUAAGUUUGAAUAAAGUGUCAGUUUGUGAUUUUUAAUCUUCUAUCCAAGUCUAGAAUUAAUCUGUUUGUCAGCGUAUAAUGCCUGCAAUGCAUAAUAAAAAAAACUCAAUUACUACAACUUCUAAA
Labrus mixtus (cuckoo wrasse) is the source of this 2635-nucleotide messenger RNA. Its product is annotated as Kv channel-interacting protein 2-like. The coding region runs from base 327 to 1088 and encodes 253 amino acids. The record is from RefSeq and is a predicted model, not a curated record. Gene Ontology annotation, cellular component: voltage-gated potassium channel complex. The transcript is spliced from 9 exons. Gene Ontology annotation, molecular function: calcium ion binding; potassium channel regulator activity. Gene Ontology annotation, biological process: regulation of potassium ion transmembrane transport. NCBI's taxonomy places the organism in Eukaryota, Metazoa, Chordata, Actinopteri, Labriformes, Labridae.